Perognathus longimembris pacificus (Pacific pocket mouse) is the source of this 1630-nucleotide messenger RNA. RefSeq names its product heat shock protein family B (small) member 11 (gene Ift25). Gene Ontology annotation, biological process: intraciliary transport. The record is from RefSeq and is a predicted model, not a curated record. Bases 286 to 717 code for a protein of 143 amino acids. Gene Ontology annotation, cellular component: cilium; centrosome; intraciliary transport particle B. The transcript is spliced from 7 exons. Lineage: Eukaryota; Metazoa; Chordata; Mammalia; Rodentia; Heteromyidae.
CGGGGCCUUAGAACCUGGAGAUCGCUGUGCGCGCGCCCGGGAAUUCCACGACCCUUCCCUCCCCCCCACCCCGCCCAGCGAGGGGGCGGGGCCCGGCGCACGGCUGGGGGUGGCGUGGAUCCCGAGCCGACGGUCCCCACGCCCCGAGAAUUCGUUUGUCUCUUUCUCAUUAAUUUCGACAAAAGAACUCUGAAGAAAAUCCAGCCUCUGCCCUUUCUUCCUCAAGUAAUUCUAUCCAGCAGGGAAGGAAAGAUAACUGGUGGCUGUAGAAGGCUAAACACAAAAAUGAGAAAAGUUGAUCUCUGCUUGAGCUCUGAAGGGUCUGAAGUGAUUUUAGCUACAUCCAGUGAUGACAAGCACCCACCUGAAAACAUAAUUGAUGGGAAUCCAGAAACAUUUUGGACCACCACAGGAAUGUUUCCCCAGGAGUUCAUUAUUUGUUUUCACAAACAUGUAAAGAUUGAAAGGCUUGUAAUUCAAUCUUACUUAGUGCAGACCCUGAGGAUUGAAAAGACCACAUCUAAAGAGCCAACUGGUUUUGAGCUGUGGAUAGAGAAAGAUUUAAUGCACACAGAAGGACAGCUUCAGAAUGAACAAGUUGUGGCCCGCGAUGGCUAUGCCACUCACUUGAGGUUCAUUAUUGUAUCAGCCUUCGAUCAUUUUGCAUCUGUGCAUAACAUUUCUGCAGAGGGAAUAGUAGUCUCAACCCUUUCUUAGAAACUAUAAUGAAAUGUUCUUACAUGAUUCUUAACAAUAUAUUUAUUUCAACAUGAAAUCUUCAUCAAAAUAUGUUAUUAAAAGGAUUUGUGUCAAAAUCUUUUUGCUUUUAUUCAUAUUUACUUCAACAUUUUGGGCAAAAACAUUGUGAUUUCAUCAGUCAGCAGCACUGGCCACCAUGGAGGAUAUAAGAAACUCUGACUUCGGUAUACACAGUAAUCAAGGCUGUGACAAUACAUGAAAAUUUAACUGAUAAUGCAUUGUGUCCCCACACUAUCUAAUGCAUUGUGUCCCCACACUAAUAGAGUGCUCAUCAUAUCUCAGUGUAUUUUGUAAUAAAAGUAACACAGACUUCAUGACUUAAACCAAAGAAAUGUAUCUUUAUAUAGUUCUGGAGGCUAGGAAUUCAAUAUCAAAAGUGUUGCUAGGGUUGGUUGCUACUAGGGGCUCUGAGGAAAAAUCUGUUCCAGGCCUUGUUUCUUAGCUUCUGGUACUUCAGCCUUUCUUUGGCUUACAGUGUUAUAGCUCCAGUCCAAUCACAUGACACCCUCCCUGUGUGUCUUUACAUCUGUCUCCCCUGCAUGUAUCUGUCUUCAUGUGUCUUGUCUUACGACAGGAACAAACACCUACAUGUGCUCACCCAAUUGUAGUUUUAACUUAAGAUGUUUUCAGAGAUUUUAAAAGAUAGCUAUUUUCUUUUCUAUCUCACUCUCCUAUCUGUUCUCAUACCACCCACCACCAUUCUCCAAGUGAGGGAAUUGAAGAAUGUCUUUACAACUCCAGUCAAGGUCACUAUAUUCCUUAUCUGGUAGGCUACAGGAGUGAAAGAACAUUUGGGACAGGAUGGAAUACAACUCUGGAGACUAAUGCCAGCACAUCAAGUAUUAAGGGAGCCCAAGGCCACCAUCCAGCC